AUGAAAAAUGUGGUAAAGUGUCAACAAAAACAACAACAACAACUUAUUUCGAGUUGGGAUAAUACAACAACUUCUACUAGUCCAACUAAUACUAGUAGAUUAAAAAAUACAAAUUAUGAAUAUAAAUCGCAAAAACAACCACAACCACAACAGCCGCAAUUAAUUCAACCAUCUGUAAAACAACCACAACCACAACAGCCACAACAACCACAACAAUCAUUCUCUUCUCCCCAACCACAAUCACCAUAUCAACAACAAAAAUCACCUUAUAGCAGCAAUAAUCCUAGCUCACCAAUCAAAAAACCAACUCUUGGUAACAAUAAUAUAGGUAAUGGAAACAAUGAAUAUAAAAAGAAAAAUGUAAAACCAGCUUAUUCAAACCAACCACCACAACAAAUGCAACAAUCAUCUCAAUCUCCUCCACAACAAUGUAAUACCAACAAUAAUAGUAAUAAUACUAAUAACAAUAACAAUAACAAUAACAAUAACAAUAACAAUAACAAUAUUAAUAAUAAUAAUAAUAAUAAUAAUAAUAAUAAUAAUAAUAAUAAUAGUAAUAUAAUCAAUAUUAAUAAUAAAAAUAAAAAAUUAAAUAAAAAUCAAAUUAUUCAGCCACCACAACAAAACCCAACAAAUCAACAAGGUCAAACAAAUUCAAUAUCAACAACGACAACCACUACAACAACUAUUCAACAACCAUUUAUUAAUCAGCCAAAUUUAAAUAAAUUUAACUAUUAUAAUGAUAAUGAUUUAAUAGCUUUAGCGAAUAAAAAUGAAAAAGAUAGAGAAAUGGAGGAAUUAAUGCAAAGUGUAUAUAUUGACGAUGUUGUUGAAUGGGGCUCAAGAACUCUAUUGCUUCAUAAUAUUAUGCCAGGAAUGACAGAAUCACAUAUCAGGGGUUUAUUUGGACCUUAUCAUACAACACUAAAGCCAACAGGAAAACAGAAUCAGUUAUAUGUUUUAUUCAAUUCACCAAAAGAAGCAAAGUCAUGUUUUUAUACUCAAUUAAAAGGCGUCAGAAAAAUUGAUAAUAGCGGCCAAGCAUGCAUAAAGAUAUUUUUUAAUGGUGAAUAUAAAACUGUUAUUAGGUGCACCAAUCCAGAUCCAUUCCCAUUGCAAUCUGUUAACAUUAAUGAUUUAAUAAAUCAUCCAAACACCGCCACACCAUUAUCAUCAUCCUCAUCACUUUUUAUCCCAUCAAGUGGUAAUAGCUCUUCGUCAUCAUCAUUGGGCAGUUCAUCAUUCUCAUCAACACCACUUUUAGGUAAUAAUAGUUUAUCAAUUUCAUCGAUUGGUCAGGGCACUCCAAUUCUCUCAGGUUCAUACAAUGACCAACAACAACAACAGCAACAUAUUGGUUAUCAUCAUCCAUCCUUUCAAUCAGCAAAUAACUAUAUAUUUUCAUCUGCUGAUGCGCCAUACUAUCAAUCUCAUCAUGAGUUGAAUGGUAGUAGUCAUUUAUUGGGUGAUUAUUAUCCAAAUACGGCCUCACCUAGACACUCCUCCCCAUUAAUCUACCCACAAUCAAACAAUCACUAUAUUAUCGACAACACUUCUUUGGAUUGGAUUAACUCGAGCCCAAAAUCAAAUCAGCAGUUACAUCUUCAACAACAAUUACAACAUCAACCCUCCCAGCAAUUACAACAACAAUUACAAUCUCCACAACAACAAUUGUUAAACCAACAACAAAUAAAUCUUCAUCACCCAUUAUCUUCAUCCUCGUCUUCACAACACAGUCAACAGCUUAACCAACAACAGCAGCAACAACAACAUCAACAACAACAACAACAGCAACAACAGCAACAGCAACAACAACAACAACAGCAGCAACAACAACAGCAACAACAGCAACAACAACAGCAACAACACCACAAAAUUCAAUCAAAAAAGAAUCAAUUAAUUGGUGAGUUGUUAAAAUUAAAAGAAGAGAACCAAGUUAUUAUUUUCCCAGCUAAUCAAAUUAGCACUCUACCACGUGUACCUACUUUUGUUUUUGAUAAGAUCCCAUCUAAAUUUUCAUAUGGUCAACAUCUUCAACAUAAAGAGGUUAAAUCUACUGUAUUAACUGGUUUUUUAAGAGAAUAUGAAGAUAAAAAGAGAACUGUUGGGGCACUUAAUAAAUAUUCAAAAGAAAAAGAUGAUUAUUAUGGUGGGGCAAAUGGCCAUCAUCACCACAACUCACACCAUCAUCAUGGUAAUUACAGCCAAAUUUCUUCAGAUGAUUUCCACGAUCUUUAUGAUGAUAGUGAUGACGAAAAUAAUCACUAUCGUGUAUUUUAUUAUAACUGCUACGAGAAAUCAACACCAACCGUUCAUCUUAUCAGUAACUUGAGCAACAGCCACCUUAGAGAAAGAUGUGGUCGUUUAUCAAUUCUAUUAUUAACCGAAUUUGCACCAGAUAACAGCUAUGCAAUUGGAACUAUUCAAUUCUUUUUUGGUACUCCAUUGGAUCUUUUAUCAAUUAGUCGUUGUAUUCUUUUAAACCAUCAAGUUUUCCACACUGAGCACUUCCAAAAAGAAAUUGACGAGGUUUAUGAAGAUUGGUUACCAAGCGAUCAAGAGGAAGAAAGAAGACUUGACCUAACUCAUUUAGUACCAGUUACUAUCGAUCCACCAACAUCAACCGAUCUUGAUGAUGCUCUUAGUUUCCGUUGUCUUCCACUGGAAUAUAAUGAAGGUAUGAGUGUUUUCGAAGUUGGUAUUCACAUUUCCGAUGUCAGCGCUUUCUUGGAUAAAGGUUCAAAACUCGAUAAAGAAGCAGAAUAUCGUUUAAAUACAAUUUAUUUGGUUGGUUCAAUUAUCCCAAUGCUUCCAAAGAAUCUCAGCAAUAACACUUGUAGUUUGAAAUUAUAUCAAAAAAGAUUUUGCUUUUCACUUUUAGUAAAAAUUAGAUCCGAUGGUAAAAUUUUAGAUUAUCAAUUCUGUAAGAGCAAUCUCCGUUCAAAAGGUCAUUUAUCAUACGAAAAAGCUCAAAGAAUUAUCCAAAAAAAUAAACAAGCCCACGAUAGAUUAGAUCAAUUCACAAAUAAUACAAUGAGCGAAACUUUAGAUGAUUCAAAUGAAAUUUUAAAGAAUGUUUUAGAGAAAUUAGCAAACGAGCAAAGAGAAAAAAUGGCACAAGAACAAAACGAAUCUCCAGAUCAACCAUUUAUUCAAAUGACUAAGAGUAGUAAUACUAUUCACAGUAAUUCGACCGGUUUAAGAUUAGGCUUGGAAGCAAAAGUUAACCACUCAGUUUGGGGUCUCUAUUUAAUUAGUAGUUUAUUAAAUAAUGCCAGAAAAGAAAGAAAGGAAAUUUUCGAUAUCAGUAAUAAUGUUCAAUACGAUCUUAGUGUUGAAGGUGUCCCAAUUGCUGUUGAUUUCCUUCCAAAAUUAGAGAGCCAUGUUUUAGUUCAAGAGUUUAUGCAUUUAGCAAACAAUUUAGCAGCUGUUUCACUUUUAAAUACAAAUGUCGAAUAUGGUAUUGUUUAUUCAUCAUAUAGUAAAAACACAGCACCAACUACAACUACUACAACUACUACAACUACCGCUGCAGCAUCAUCAUCAUCAACAUCAUCACCUGCCCCAACAGCUACUACCACCAGUGCCAAAUCAACAGAAUCAUCAACGCCAAGUACACCACAACCAACUCCACAGUCACUACCACCAAAUAAUUUCGACAAUAGAAAGAAGUUCUUUGAAAGAUUAAAUGUUUUCAUUAAGAAAUUUGUUAACAAUAUUGUUGUUUCAUCAGAGGACGAUUGGAGAUCAAUUAAAAACAAGGUCGAGGAGGCUGUUAAGCAUUGCUCAAGUGAACAGGCCAAAGCAAUGAGAAGACUUGCAAUGCAUUUAAUGGAUCCAACUAAAUAUAUAACAACCGUCGAAAAAAGUAAUGGUUUUGGUAAUGAAAGUAUUUUAGAUGAAAGAGCUCAAUAUACCCACUUCACCGCCCCAAUUAGGAGAUAUAUGGACGUCAAUAUUCAUCGUGCCCUCUCGCUUCAAUUAACAAAGACAGUUAAUUGGUCAUCAGAUACUAUCAUCACACCCUAUUGGGAUGAAAAUAGCGAGGAAUUUAAAGAAUUCAAACAAUUAUUACCUACUGGUGAUGAAUUAACUCAAUUGUGCCAACGUUAUAACGACAUCUCUUGGAAGAGAAAGAUCUCUGAAAAACUCAAUCUUUUAUAUCUUGCAACUUAUAUUUGGGAAAAAGGUCCAAUUCUUACACCAGGCAUUGUUGUAACAAUGUCAAGUAAACAUCUUGUUGUUUAUCUUCCAGAUUUCAAUUUAGAGGUCUCUAGCGAUAAAAAUGAUUUCCUUUCGACCCAUCAUUCAAUUCCAGUUGAAGACGACGAAGAGAUGGAAAUUUCUAAACAACUUUCUGUUUUCCUCUCAGUUGAACCAUUUGUUAUGUUUAGAAGCAAUUUAGUUCCAAAAAUUAAAAUUAGUAAAUAUCCACCAAAUCUUUAAACAGUUUGGUUAUUAAAUUUAAUUUUUAGAACCAAAAACACUUUCAAUAAUAUUAAAUAGGUGCACCAAUCAAAAAAAAAAAAAAUUAAAUCAUUAUAUUUCGAUUCAAAUUAUUAUUUUUUUAUAAUAUUUAUAAAAAAUUAGUAAAAAGGUAAUAACUUAUUUCCCCUCCCCCAAAUUUACUUUCAUAAUAAUAAUAUCGAUAUCAAAAAAUUAAAAAAAUAAAAAAAAAAAUAUAUCAAAGAUAUUAUAAUUUUUCUUUUU
Dictyostelium purpureum is the source of this 4710-nucleotide messenger RNA. RefSeq lists its product as uncharacterized. Gene Ontology annotation, cellular component: exosome (RNase complex); P-body. Gene Ontology annotation, biological process: mRNA catabolic process. The transcript has 5 exons. Gene Ontology annotation, molecular function: RNA binding; 3'-5'-RNA exonuclease activity. Bases 1 to 4446 code for a protein of 1481 amino acids. The record is from RefSeq and is a predicted model, not a curated record. Lineage: Eukaryota; Evosea; Eumycetozoa; Dictyosteliales; Dictyosteliaceae.